AUGGUCGUGCAAGGCACUGCGGCCCUGCUUGCCGGAUGUGCUCUCGCUCUUAUCCACUUCGACACUGUUCUCGCCACCAACUCGUCAACAGACUGCGCUCCAGAGCCGCUGGCCAUCACGAUCGGCAAUGUCACGCUCUCCAACAACCAGGUCGCCCGCGGCCUCAGGCUCAGCAUCGGCAGCCCGCCGCAGUCGUUUGCGUUUUUGCCGCAGUGGCCCAUGAACAACAGCUUUGUCUACGGCACCGACGGCCACUGCACGCCCGACCUGUCCAGUGCGGCCUGUACGACGUUCCGCGGCGGCGCCUACGACGCGUUCUCGUCGAGCUCACGCACUGUGCCGGCCGCCGCGGCCCAUCCCGUGGACGCCGCGCCGUAUUCGUCGGUAUCCGUCCAAAACGCCACGGCGUCGACGAGCCUCACCCUCACCGGCUUCCCCAUGGGCGUGCCGCUCAACGACCUGGGCCAGCAGGGCUACCACCCGAUGAACGCCGUCGGCCUGGGCUUCAACUCGACGCUGCUCAGCGCCCUCAAGGCCUCGGGCCGCAUUGCCAGCCGCACGUGGAGCAUGUUCUGGGGCCGCGACGGCGCGGACCAGACGGGGCAGAUGGACGGCGUGUUUGUGCUGGGCGGCUACGACAGCGCCAAGGUGGUGGCGGCGCAAAAGUACACGCUGCCGCUGGCGGGCGCGGCGUCCGUCUGCCCGUCGCGCAUGGUGCUGUCCAUUACGGACCUGGUGCUCAACUUUGCCAACGGCACCAACGCCAGCCUGUUUCCGCGCGCGGCGUCCACGGCGCUGCAGACCUGCAUCACGCCCGACUACCCCGUGCUCAUGACGCUGCCCGCCGACCCCUACUUCCAGGCCCUCGAGACGCUGACCAACACGUCCAUCCCCGCGCGGUCGCAGGGCCUCGCCUUUUUCGCCAACCGCUACCUGCCCGGGGCGGCGCCGUACACGGGCGACCUGACCCUCACCUUCCAGUCGGGGCUCGCGGUGCGCAUCCCCAACGACCAGCUCAUCGUGCCCGACCGCACCAUCGACGCGAAGACGGGCCAGAUCCAGGCCAACAGCAGUGGCAUGGACACGACGAUCCUGGCCAUCCAAGACGUCAACGCCGACGACAUGACGCAGCUGGGCCGCCCGUUCCUGUCGGCCGCCUACGUCAUGCUCAACCAGGACGCCGGCACGUUUACGCUGUGGCAGGCGAACCCCACGACGCAGCGCCGGCUCGUGGCCGUCGACGAGACCAAUGCGGACGUGGCGGCCGUGUGCGCGACGACGAGCAGCGGCGGGAACAAUGACAGCGUCAACGCCACCGCACCCGCCAACGGGACGUCGUCUACAGGUGAGACGACGCCGGGGAGCAGCAGCAGCGGCAGUAAUGCACGCAAGCCGUCGACGGGUGCCAUUGUGGGCGCCGUGGCCGGGGGCGCCGUCGUCGUUGCCGCACUCAUCGGCGUGUCCGUCUUUUACUGCCUGCGCCGUCGGCAGCGGAGACGAACCAUGGCGACUACCUCCGCCGUCGCCGCAGCCGCCGAGGCAGCACGCAGAAAAUUCGACCCGGGACGGCCCGUGACCGAAUCCACAACCGAGCUGACGGGCGAGGCCAUUGCCACGUCGCAGCCACAGCUGUUCCACCAGCUGGACGCCCAGGACGUCCGCGACCUGAAGGAUGCCAAGGCGGGCUACCACUACUACCAGCAGAAUCAGCAGCAUCAACAACAUCCGCCGAUGGAGAUGGAGGACUCGUCGUGUUUCGAGCUGCGGGAUCUGCAGAACAUGGCACCAAGGUACGAGCAGCGACGACAAACGCCGCAGUAUGAGCUGCAGGGGUAG
This is a messenger RNA of Sporothrix brasiliensis 5110, 1836 nucleotides long. Its product is annotated as aspartic-type endopeptidase. Bases 1 to 1836 code for a protein of 611 amino acids. The record is from RefSeq and is a predicted model, not a curated record. NCBI's taxonomy places the organism in Eukaryota, Fungi, Ascomycota, Sordariomycetes, Ophiostomatales, Ophiostomataceae. The transcript has 2 exons.